AUGGCUGAACCACCAUCAUUAAAAGAUAUCAGAUCACCAUUAGAUUUAGAUAAUUUAAAAUCAUAUUUAUCAAAAGUUAAUUCAUCAAGUCCGAAAACUCAAAUUGGAUUUAAUUCUAAUAUUCCAAGAUCAUUUACAAUAGCUAAACAAUUUACAUUUGGACAAUCUAAUCCAACUUAUUAUUUAGAAGAUUCAAAUGGUUCAAAGUUUGUAUUAAGAAGAAAACCAAGUCCAAAUGCAAAAAUAAUUUCUAAAACUGCUCAUGCUAUAGAAAAAGAAUUUUUCAUUAUAAAUGCUAUAAAUCAGUUAAAUAAUGAUGUUCAGGAUAAAGACUUUAUAGUACCUGUUCCAACUGUUCAUUUAUUAUGUGAAGAUGAAUCAAUUAUUGGAUAUGUAUUUUAUUUAAUGGAUUAUGUUGAAGGUUUACAAAUUAAAAAUCCAUCAUUACCUGGAUUUUCAAAUGAUGAUAAAAAUAUUUAUUAUAAAUCUAUAAUUAAUACAAUAGUUGGUAUUCAUAAAUUAGAUGUUGAAAAACUUCUAUCAAUAUUACCUAUUGAAUAUUUCCCACAAUUUCAAAAUAUUGAAAAAUUAAAAACUACAAGUUAUUUUAAAAGACAAAUCAAGACAUUAACUAACAUCCACAAUUUACAAUCAAAACAUGUUGAUCCAAUUCCAAAUUUUGAAAAAUUAACUAAUUGGUUUAUAGAAAAUGCACCAGAAGAUCCAUCAAAAUUAACUUUAAUUCAUGGAGAUUUAAAAAUUGAUAAUUUAUUAUUUAAUCCAACUACAAAAAAAGUUUGUGGAGUAUUAGAUUGGGAAUUAUGUACUAUUGGACAUCCAUUAUUUGAUUUAUCUAAUUUUUUUCAACCUUUCCAAUUUCCUCAACAAAUGAAUCAAUUGAUGUUUCAAGAUCCAGAAAAUGAAAUGGGAUUGGGAAAUCCAGAAUCUGAACAAUUCUUGUUAGAACAAUUAAAAAAUUAUAGUAAAUUAAUUAAAUGGAACCCCGAAGAUCCUUCAAAUGAUCCAAUUAAACUUUGGAAAAUUGGUCAUACUUUUGGUCUUUUAAGAUUAUGUGUUAUAAGUCAAGGUAUUGCUAUGAGAGUUAAACAAGGUAAUGCAUCAAGUGCAAGUGCUAAACAAUAUGCUGAAAUGUAUCCAUUUUUAAGUGAAUUGGCUGUUGAUUAUGCAUUUGGUGAACAUAGCAUUGAUCAUAAAUCUAAGAUUUAA
Molecule: messenger RNA, 1227 nt
Organism: Lodderomyces pseudojiufengensis
Lineage: Eukaryota; Fungi; Ascomycota; Pichiomycetes; Serinales; Debaryomycetaceae
Exons: 1
Coding region: 1-1227 (408 amino acids)
Biological process (GO): protein phosphorylation
Molecular function (GO): ATP binding; protein kinase activity
Source: RefSeq, a predicted model, not a curated record